AAGGAAAGAGAGCAGAGGAACUUAGUGCAAUACAUCAAUUGAGAGAAAGAUUUUUCAGAUUUUAAAACCUUCUUUUCCUCAGCAAUGGAUUCGCUUCGAGUCACCACAAACGGCGAACGCGAGAAUCCAGCGACAAUGGAAGAGAAUCCAGCAACGACGGCGUCUCGACGAAGUCCGUCUCAGUCGCAGACUCCUCAGCUUCAAGCGGAAAGUCACGGAAUCGAUUCCAUCCUCGACGAAGAGCUGUUUCGCUUCCAGAGUCGUGUUGAUUUGCAAACCCUAGAAUCGUCUUUCGGUAUGCUCUCCGUUCUCGAUUCAAGUGUUCCGCCGCAAAAUCCGCCGCGCGAUAAUCGUUGGAGCAAUCGAUCGUCGUCGUCAUCACUUCACAAUCAACCGAUCAAUGGCGGCGGCGGCGGCAUUGGUAGCGGUGGUGGAUUUUGGUCUCGUCCUCCUCCAAAUACUCCUCUCCCUGAGAUUGAUCCGCAACAGCUGAUGAUGAAUGAUCACUACUAUCACAGAUUAUCCUUUCAGAACGAUUGUGUUAAUAGAGGAUCGUAUUAUGAUUACGCUAAUUCUGGGCAAAGUGGUAGUAGCGGUAAUGUGAUGCUUAACAAUGGCUUCCUCAACGGAAAUUCCCGAGACGUUUCUUAUUUCUCAAGGAAUCGUUUAAUGGAUCAGAGUCCUUGGGGUUCCAACAAUGGAUUUGGGUCUGGAAUCAACGAUUGUUGGAGUAGAAACGGAGGUUCGAGUAGGGCCUCGAUUGUUUCGCUUGCUAAACAACGAGAUUCGAGUAAUGUGUUGCAGAAGAAGAUCUCUGAGGGUACGCAGGAGACGAUUGAUGUGAUCUUCAACGAGGUCAUCUAUCAAAUUUGUGAGCUGAUGGUGGACCCUUUUGGUAAUCAUGUCGCUCAGAAGCUUAUGGAGAGAUGCAGUUCUGAACAGAUCACUCAGAUUCUUUAUUUGGUCACUCAGCACCAGUAUCGAUUUGCCAACAUAUGCCUUGAUCCUAUCGGGAUAAAGGCAGAGAAAUGUUGUUCUGUGUGGUGUAAUUUUCGUCUUGUCUUUGUUUUGGAGAUGUUCAGAACCCGUGCAAUGCAGUCGCUGAUGAAGUGUCUUGCUUCUGAGGAUCAAAUCCUGCGCAUCGUGGAAGCUAUAAGCAUGGUAGCACUUACGUUUACAACGAGCAACAACGGGAAACAUGUGGUUCUUCAAUGCUUCAACCAGUUUUCUCCCUUGCAGAAUCAGAAUCUUCUUGAAGUCAUAGCUCAGAACUGUUACCCGAUAGCAAUUGAUCAACAUGGCUGCUGCAUGCUCCAGCAAUGUCUUGCCAUUGAUUGCCAAGUGCUAAAGAAACGUUUGAUUCACGAGAUAAUCCUUAAUGCGCUGAGACUCUGCGUUAACUGCUACGGGAACUACGUCGUGCAGUACAUAGUGGAGCUGGAAGAUGAAAAUGUAACACUCGAGCUCGUGCAACAGCUGAUCGGGAACUAUGCGUACCUCUCCCGCAACAAAUAUGGAAGCCAUGCUGUGCAGAAGCUAUUGAAGAUACAGUAUAUCGACACUAGCGUGAUCAUAUACGACUUGAUAAGAGACAUUGACACACUUCUUCUUGACCCGUUUGGAAACUAUGUGAUUCAAACCGCAUGGUUUGUGUGUAAGGACUAUACUAUGCGAUACAGCUUGAUGUGGCAUAUAAACCGUAACAAACGAUUGAUGAGGUGCAACAAGUUUGGGAAUAAGAUUCUGGAGAAACUCAAUCUCUAAAUCCAAAGGUAAAGGUAAAGAAAGAACGAAGAAUGUGUUUGUGGGGUUUGUUUUGUUGUGUCUUUUUAGUAUCUGUUUUAGUCGUUUUUUUAGGUGAGGGGUUUUGUGGUUUUGUCUUCUGAAAUCGUAGGUUUUUGUUAGACAGAGCUAAACAAUAUUGUUCUCACCAAAAAAAAAAAGCAUCCGCAUGUCCUGUCUUGAGAGAUUUUAUGUGUUUUUUUUGUAAUGUGUGUUCUUGAGGUUUAUUCUCGAUGUAAAGACUCCGGACUUUUUUUCUAAAUUUUAGGUGUGUUUAUUG
Molecule: messenger RNA, 2062 nt
Organism: Thlaspi arvense
Lineage: Eukaryota; Viridiplantae; Streptophyta; Magnoliopsida; Brassicales; Brassicaceae
Source: the annotation of a GenBank genome assembly